This is a messenger RNA of Zootermopsis nevadensis, 2228 nucleotides long. RefSeq names its product histone chaperone asf1. Gene Ontology annotation, biological process: DNA replication-dependent chromatin assembly. Gene Ontology annotation, cellular component: nucleus; chromatin. Gene Ontology annotation, molecular function: histone binding. NCBI's taxonomy places the organism in Eukaryota, Metazoa, Arthropoda, Insecta, Blattodea, Termopsidae. The record is from RefSeq and is a predicted model, not a curated record.
UGUUGUUUUACCGCCAAAAAUACAUGCUUUUCUACUCUAUGCAUGGUAUAGUACAUGGGAAAACUUUGGCUACACAGAAUUGGUUAGUCAGUUGGUGGUUGUAGUGUCAUUGUUUAAAGUCAGCGUAGAGUUCAAAUUGCUUUAAAUCCUUUUAAUUUUGAGAAAAUGGCUAAAGUCCAGCUGUGUAACGUGGUUGUACUGGAUAAUCCAUCACCGUUUCUCAAUCCUUUCCAGUUUGAAAUAACCUUCGAAUGUAUAGAGGAAUUGAAGGAAGAUUUAGAGUGGAAGAUGAUCUAUGUAGGUUCUGCAGAAAGUGAGGAGCAUGAUCAGAUUUUGGACACAAUAUAUGUUGGACCAAUUCCUGAGGGGAAGCAUAAGUUUGUCUUUCAGGCAGACCCUCCAGAUGAGCAGAAAAUUCCUGUUGUUGAUGCACUUGGAGUGACGGUGGUACUCCUUACAUGUUCCUAUAGACGGCAAGAAUUUGUGCGUGUUGGAUACUUUAUUAACAAUGACUACACAGAACCAGAGGUCAAAGAAAAUCCUCCAGCACAACCACAAUUUGAUAAGGUUUUCCGCAAUAUUCUGGCUUCAGAACCCAGAGUGACCAGGUUCAAAAUUAACUGGGAUGAUACAGACACGAUGCAUCAGUCAACAGAUGACACUACACAUAAUAUAGAAGAAGAACUUGUUUCUUCUAACGGUGCAGUGGGCUUCAGUGAAAAUAGUAGUCAUAGUGCAAUGGAGGUGAUGUGAACCUGUGCAAGAUUUGGUAUCGAUUGUGUUCAGCGAUGCGAGUUUGUCCCACUUCCAUCUGAUAUUGUAGUGGCCCAGCUCUUAUAAAAUGUAUUUCUUCUUAGAAUCAAAGCUGUGAAGUACAAACCAUUACAUUUUUUACUGAUCUAGGUCAUUCAAUCACCUGAUACCAGUUACAGACGCCGCAGUUUGAACGUGCUCUAUACAUUUGAUUUUCUGGCUACCAAGAAUAUUAUUCUAGAGUGAGGCUAGGUAAUGUCAGGUAAAUCUUCCUCCAUUGGUAUUACAGCUUCACAGUGCUUGAUACCAGAAAAUUAAUUUGUUAAAAGCUCACAAAGUCAUAUGGGAAUGUUAGUGUACGGGAAGAGAAUAACAGACGCUUUAGCAAGUCGUGUCUAGCAAAAAGUAUGAAAAAUUAUGUUUACACACUGCAAAUGUACAAGGACAGGAAGUGAGAUCUCUUAAUGCAUGCCUUAGUAUGUUUAAAUUUAUAAACUGCAGAAUGUUCUUACAACAAACUGUUGAAUUUCCAAUAUCCUAGUUCAUCUGUUCGGUACUGCAAAGACAUGGGAUCGUACUUUUAAUUCUGCUUCACGAAGAGACCUUAUCACAGCUGUUCACAGGUACUGUCCUGUUCAUCUGAUGGAUCAGUUACAUUAAACACUUCGUACGUGAUCACAUCUUAGAAAUCGUGAAGUAACUUCAUUUUUAUAAUCUCCACUUGUUUUGUGAAUGUAGUUGUGAUUUUGAACAAUUUUUUAGUUCUUUGAGUUGUAUCUUAUAUUAUUUAAGAGUAUCAAUUUGGUAUUUUUCCGCAAUUUAAGGCAUUUAAAAUGCUUCCUGGAUUUACAGUAAUAAGCAACAAAAUUGUUACAUGAAAUGAUAGAUGUUAAAUUUAUUGAAUAUCUUACCACAUUAAAAUUUCAUUUCUUUUAUUUAUUUAUGUUACAGUAUGCAUGAGAUUGUCUGGUGUGUAAAAUUGCCUUCUGUGAAGGUAUAUAUAUAUGAAGGGUUUGACCUACCUGUAUCAGUUAAGUACUGACACGUGUUGAAAUAUCUCUGUUAUUUGAAUCUUAUGCAAUUAUGUAUCAAAUCAGACAUGAAGAAUUAGAUUGAAAUGAUUCUGAAGUAUUUUGUGCCAUAUUUGAAACUAAAGUUAUGUUACUGUAUAUUUAAAAUUAAAUACAAUUUUUUUUAUAAUUUAAAAAUUACACUGCUCCAGUAAUUCUUAUUUUCAUAUACAGAAAUUAAAAGUUGUCCAGUGGUUAAAAUAUGCAUUGCAAAUGUUAAUAUUUGUGAAAAAGAAUGUAAUUUUUUAUGUUAAAUUAUAAUUCUGAAAGUAACCAGAAUAAUCUUCUCUGUUUAAAGGAACAUCACGAUAUGUUAAAUAAUACAUAACCUUCUUUUGUUAAAAAUUAUGCUUUGAAAGCUAGGAUGAGUGUAUACAAAACAAGAAUAAAAUAUCAGUUCUUCUA